CAGCGGGGCCGGCAGAGCGGGCCGCCAGCGCUUCCCCAGCCCGGCGCUCUCCUCGCUCGCCGCCAGCGCCCGUCCGGAUCCACGUCUUCGCUCGAGCCGAAGCGGGAGAGGAGAGACGCACGCACACACACACACACACCAAAAAAAAAAAAAAAACCCACCCAAAAAACCACACUUAGCGGAAACUUGUCAGAGAAUGCUCCUAAAGUCCGCGCUGCUGCUGCUGCUGGUGAUCAGUGCGUCCGCGUCCUACGAGGCUGAGCAGAAUGACUCUGUGAGCCCCCGGAAAGCCAGGGUCGCAGCGCAGAACUCAGCCGAGGUGGUUCGCUGCCUGAACAGUGCCCUGCAGGUGGGCUGCGGCGCCUUCGCCUGCCUCGAGAACUCCACGUGCGACACCGAUGGCAUGUACGACAUCUGCAAGUCCUUCCUCUACAGCGCUGCUAAAUUCGACACUCAGGGAAAAGCUUUUGUGAAAGAAAGCUUAAAGUGCAUUGCAAAUGGAGUUACAUCCAAGGUUUUCCUUGCCAUCCGGAGGUGCUCCACUUUCCAAAGAAUGAUCUCUGAAGUGCAGGAGGAGUGUUACAGCAAGCUGGACAUGUGCGGCAUCGCGAAGCGGAACCCCGAAGCAAUCACUGAAGUCGUCCAGCUUCCAAAUCAGUUCUCAAACAGGUAUUACAACAAGCUGGUGAGAAGCUUAUUGGAGUGUGAUGAAGAGACUGUCAACACCAUCAAGGACAGCUUGAUGGAGAAGAUUGGACCCAACAUGGCAAGCCUCUUCCACCUGCUGCAGACGGACCACUGCUCGCAAGCCCACCCGCGAGCGGACUUCGCCAGGAGACGUAUCACUGAGCCUCAGAAGCUAAAACUCUACUUCAGGAACCUCCGAGGUGAGGGGUCUGCCCCGGCCCACACCAAGCGCACCUCUUCCGAAAGUGCGUAACCCCGCCGGGACGCGCCAAUGGGUGUGUAAGGGAUGCUAAGCACUACCAAAGCUGAUGUCUCUCUUCUAGAAGAGUAAUGCACCCAAACCAAGUGUACUGUAGCUAGUUUUAAAAACAACUAGGAACUGGUUUUAGAUUUAGUCAAUGAUAUUUUCUAUUUCUCUCGAACAAACUUUUGCAUGGAUCUGUGUUCAGUGUCUCAGCUUUCCCGCCGUCAAAGUGUCUCCACCUCUUUUUUCUUUUCCCCCACAAAAAUAUAUCCAAAACAAUCUUAGUAUUAAAUAUAAACAUGCAGUAGUCAGGCCUUCAGACACCAAACUCUAAAUGUACUGUAGCGAUAACACCAUUGAAGUCUGGAGAUUUGGCACCACAGAGGGUAGCUGCUCUAUUCUCUGUCGUAGAAAGCUGGUAGGUGACGAUAGAUGCACUAACAACUAUUGCACAUCCUGAAGAUGGCAAUGGAAUUCGUGUUAUGAAUCUGUGCUGGCCAUGGACGAAUAUGAAUGUCAUAUUCCUGGUCUCUUAGUGUCGUACAGCCCUAACCCUUCCAACUAGCUCCCCUAGCUGGUUAAUUUACCAAACUCACUAGCUGUGGAUGAUUCUAGUUACUGUGACCUAGCACCACAGUGCAAAAUGAGCUAAAACAUCCCCACCGCCGCCCCUAAAUCAGCAGAGAAGCAUUUUGUACUGUGGGAAUCAUUAAAGAAGGUGCCGGUCUAUGGUUAAAGCUAGUCAGAAGGUUACAUAAUCUUGCAUUGUAUUUAAAAACUAACAUCUAUGUACUGUAUUUAACUGUCUAAAGCUUUAAAAGAAAUCUAACACAAACAAACCCUUUCUUAAGACUAGAGUAUUAAAGGUCUUGCUCUAACUGUGGUAUAAAUAGUUCUAAAAUCUGUCAUGUACUGUACAUAAAUUUCACCAGAGUCUGCUUAAAAGAAGCAGAAUAUAAUAACUUUAUCGCAUAAACUUAGUUUUGUAAGUUAACUCUUUUUUCCUGGAAACAGUAUCUCUGUCAUAUUCAAAAGUUCACAUUCUACUUUGUGGCCUUUUUAUAGUGGAAGAGAGAAGAUGUUUAAGACAGAAAUGAUUCAGACAGGGCCAGAAACAAGCCUCUCUUUUCAUAGCUAAAGUGAGCUGAGACCGGCCAGAGCGGCCGCGAAACUGUAAUGCUACCCAAGGCAGAGCAGUGCAGGAAGGCCACCUGGGGGGCCAGCAAACGCCGCGAGAGCGGCUGCGUUGGGAGCUCACAGCUGCCACUGCGGGUAAAAACUCCUUUAAAAAAGGUGAUUUCUGGGGAAAGGCAGGAAAAAUCCUGAAGCUCUCUUAAACCUUGAACGUAAAACAAUGUGCCUGUCUUUAAAAGGACGAGUGGGGCAGGGCUCGCGCAUCCGCCCUCCCUCGCGUGCCCCCCGCAGAGGCCGGCGGCCGCGGGCCUGCGGCGAGCGUGCCGUUCUGCACAGUAGCCUGGCCGGGCUUCGGGCAGCCAAAAAAAGCCACGUGGUGGCAGGCGACCGGCAAGGCCGGUGCCGCGCUGCAGGCCGACCCGCUCGCCUCCGUCUGCGGAGUGGAUGACUCUUGCUCGACUAGUUAGAGAGCUAAUAAAAGAGGGAUCUAUUUUUCUUUUCAAAAUCUAAAGCAAUAUAUCUUUUUUUUUUUUUUUUAACCACAAAGCCUUUAAACAAUAACUUGCUGCUAAUACAUUGAAACCAGAUGCAGUGGCAGCAUUUCUAAUAUUGCUGUCUUCAUUAAAUGUAGCCCAAAAGUGCUGUCAUAAAAUUGUAAGCGGCAAAAACGUUGCUGACGGUAGAAGUUUUCGGGGGGGGGUUUGUUUUGUUUUGUUUUGUUUAAAUACUCUGAAUUGUGCAGUCCAGAGCAAGCAAGACACUAUAUCGUAGCUCUUCCUUCGAUCGCAGUCAGGUAUAUCCAGUCCAACUGGGACUAGGGGGAAGCGUUCGGCUACCCCGAACCUUAUCUCUUUGGAUUGUCGUAAUUGUUUCUUUAUUUUCCAGUGGGAAUUUAACCUUUUAUUUCCCCUUAACACGGGUGGGAAGAGGAUUGGGAACAGAAUCUCCCCCAGUUCGAUGUGCUCCGGUACCGGGGUAUCUGCCACGUGUGCAAGUCGGGGCGUUGCUGCUCCGCGCUGGCAGGAGAGCAGCGGCACAGCUGCUCGGGACUCACAAGAUUUUUUGAGCUGCUUCAUGUGUCACUUUUUAAUUAUUUUUCCUAUGCUAAAGUAGUAAGGAAGCCACAAGCACGCGUCCAUAAAAUCAAGAGCCCGGGGCUUUGCCUUGCCUAGCUUUCACCUCCUGGCCUAAGGCGGUCGCCCGCCUGGCCAGGACGCCGAGUCGCAGGUGGUUGAAUUAGGUGAGAGCAGUUUUCUCCCCGGGGACCGGGAAUGAAUCUCGAUAUUAAGUCCAGCUAUUUCACGUUUUAUUUAAUCUCUAAUGCUUUAUUUUUUUAAUCUUGCGUUCAUUGCAAAAUGAUUUCUCUCGGAGGCGGGGAGGGGCUUAUCUAGAAAUGUUUGCAUGAUUCUCAUUGUGAUUUGUUUGCACUUUAGAUGUUUUGUGCCAUUAUAAAUUUGCAUUAUGUAUUUAUAAUUUAAAGAUACCUAGAGGGGAGAGAGAGUUUGGUUUUUUUGUUUUUUGCUGAGUACUGGAAUAAACAGUGAGCAUAUCUGGUAUAUGUCAUUAUUUAUUGUUUAAAUUACAUUUUUAAAGCUCAGUGUGUUCAUAUAAAGGUUAUUUGAAACAUAUCAUAGUAAUGAGAAAGAUGCAAGUUAUUUUCUUUGCUUAUUUUUAUAAUUAAAGAUGCAUAACAUAAUGAGGCCUAUGUUGGAUUUUCUUCUGCAAUGAAAUAAAAUGUCAAAUUUAA
Messenger RNA from Rhea pennata, 3812 nucleotides. It is a transcript of the gene STC1, whose product is annotated as stanniocalcin 1. NCBI's taxonomy places the organism in Eukaryota, Metazoa, Chordata, Aves, Rheiformes, Rheidae. Gene Ontology annotation, cellular component: extracellular region. Bases 197 to 940 code for a protein of 247 amino acids. Gene Ontology annotation, molecular function: hormone activity. The transcript has 4 exons. Gene Ontology annotation, biological process: intracellular calcium ion homeostasis. The record is from RefSeq and is a predicted model, not a curated record.